UGAAUCCAUUAUGUUCCAUGUUCCUGUGUCCAGGGUUUGGAGUGGCCUGCCACCUUGGGAUCCUCACUGAUCUCCCAACAAUCGGAGUGGCCAAGAAUUUGCUCCAGGUGGAUGGACUGGAAAAUAAUGAGGCACACAAGGAACAGGCAAAACAGUUAGAUGAUGGAGGAGAAUAUUUCCACCUGAAGGGCAGCUCUGGCCAAAUCCUGGGUGCGGCAUUAAAAAGCUGCAAAAAAAGCUCUAAACCCAUCUACGUCUCAGUCGGCCAUAAGAUAGGUUUGGACACAGCCAUGAAUGUGGUCCGUUCUUGCUGCAAGUACAGAGUUCCUGAGCCCAUCAGACAGGCUGACAUACGCUCCAGAGAAUUUUGUGUUAAGAUCACUAAUAAAGGCAAAGCAGAAACUAUGGAACCUCAAGACAGCCUCAGUUAG
This is a messenger RNA of Staurois parvus, 431 nucleotides long. The record is from the annotation of a GenBank genome assembly. Lineage: Eukaryota; Metazoa; Chordata; Amphibia; Anura; Ranidae.